This is a messenger RNA of Plasmodium vinckei vinckei, 747 nucleotides long. RefSeq names its product triosephosphate isomerase, putative. The record is from RefSeq and is a predicted model, not a curated record. Gene Ontology annotation, cellular component: cytosol. Gene Ontology annotation, molecular function: triose-phosphate isomerase activity. Gene Ontology annotation, biological process: glycerol catabolic process; gluconeogenesis; glycolytic process. Bases 1 to 747 code for a protein of 248 amino acids. NCBI's taxonomy places the organism in Eukaryota, Apicomplexa, Aconoidasida, Haemosporida, Plasmodiidae. The transcript has 2 exons.
AUGGCAAGAAAAUAUUUUGUAUCUGCUAACUGGAAAUGUAAUGGUACCAAGGAUAGUAUAAAAACCUUGGCAGACAGUUUUAAUACAGUGGAUUUCGAUCCAACCAAACUAGAUGUUGUUGUAUUCCCUGUAAGUGUACACUAUGAUCUUACUAGAAGCUUAUUAAAUAAAAAAAUAGGAACAGGUAUUCAAAAUGUUUCAAAAUUUGGCAAUGGUUCAUAUACUGGUGAAGUUAGUGCAGAAAUUGCAAAAGACUUAAACAUCGAAUAUGUUCUAAUUGGCCAUUUUGAAAGAAGGAAAUACUUUAAUGAAACUGAUGAAGAUGUAAGACAAAAAUUACAACAAGCUAUCAAAAAUAAUUUAAAAGCUGUUGUAUGCUUUGGUGAAUCACUAGAACAAAGAGAAGCCAACAAAACUAUCGAAGUAAUCACAAAACAAGUAAAAGCUUUUGUUGAUUUAAUUGAAAAUUUUGAUAAUGUCAUAUUAGCUUAUGAACCCAUAUGGGCUAUUGGAACCGGAAAAACAGCCACACCAGAACAAGCACAAGAAGUUCAUAAAGAAAUUAGAAAAAUUGUAAAAGAAAUAUGCGGUGAAGCUCAAGCAAAUAAAAUCAGAAUUUUAUACGGAGGUAGUGUUAGCGUUGAAAAUUGUACUUCAUUAAUUAAACAAGAAGACAUCGAUGGUUUCUUAGUUGGAACAAGCUCAUUAAAGACCUCGUUCACUGAAAUUAUUAAAUCUGCCAUGUAA